AUGUUUCGCUUGUGGUUUUUCUCGCCCGGCUUCGCCGCCUGUGAAAACAGAACAGAGCGUUUGGAUACAGGAAAAAAAGAAAGAUUCGAAUUCCUUCUCCGUGCAGACGUCCUCCCAACACCCUGCAAAAGCUACCGUGUAGCUGAUCGUUCUCUUUUUUUUUCGGUCUGGUCGUUUUCUGUUUGGUUUCAGAUUCUUUUUUCCUUUUGCGAAACGUUCUAUGAUUGACCAGUUGCUCGUUCAGGGGCACGUCUUGGCGCUUCCGGUUCCUCGAAAGAUUCCCGAAAUUCGGAUCGACGGUCCAGGUCGGUGGAGUAGAAGAAUUUGAAACUCAUAACUGGGUUUGGAAUUUUCGAAGGCGCGGAAGUAUUGUAUAACAAUUGCUCUUUGAGAAUUUACUGUACCUUUCCAAGUUCCCUCAAGAAACCAGCGUUUUCAAUUUAUAGGAAAUUCCAUAGCUCUUCCUUCCUUUUACUGUUUUUCUAGGAGUGUCCAAGGUUUUUUUAUUAGAAGAAAAAUGCAUUCAUCUUUAAUAUUUUUAGACAUGACAACGUUUUAAGCUAUUCAAUAGACUUUUUUUUUGGUUCCUAAAUUUUUGUCGAAAAAUCUCAAGAAAAGAAUCGAUAUACGGUUCAUCAAAGUUUAGGAAAAAAAUUCUUGAACUGGAAACUUUUUCAAUAAUUAAAAAAUGAGUGGUCUGAACUGAUUAGUUACCCAAAACAUUAAUAGACCGAACUUUUUGAGUCCCCAAUGAUCCAGACUUCGUACGAAUUUCGGAAAAACCUUUUUAAAAAUUGCAAGUUUUUUUCUUUUUCGAUUCUCAUUAAUUUGCUCGUUUUUUUACAGGUCAAUUUUUUUCAAUUUUUUUGAAUUUUUUUCCAUCAAUUGGUGAAAAAAAGUUUUUUUGACUGUUUUUUUGAAAAAGAUUAAAAUCGCCAAAAUUAUUUUUAAAUCAAGCUCUGUUUUGCUCAUUCAACAGCUUUUGCAGUAACUGCACUUUUUAAUUUUUCUAUUUUUCCAUCAAUCAAAUGAGGCUUCAUCUUGUACUUCUUCUUAUAGCAUUUUGUUGACUUUGAACUUCGAUCGGUGGUGCAGAAAACGUUUUUCCAGCAAAUUAAAAUGACUAUUUCACAUAAGUUAAUUAAUCACAUGUUGAAAAGUUAAAAUGAUGCGUUUUGUUUGAAUUCUUUGGAUCCGAAAACUUUGAACCAAGAAAAAAGAAAAAGAAUGAACAAAUAUUUUGCUGCAAUUAGCAGGAAUUUCAUGUUUCUGUUUGCUUUUCUGGAUGUGUCAUAGAGAAGUCGGAAGCGGAUUCGGAAAACUCGGAAGCAAUUUUUUUUCAUUCUGAUGGUUUUAGAGUCCGGGCAAAAAUCGGGCGGUUGGUUUUGUCUUCCUAGGCGCGUUUUCGGAAGCCAGGAAGCGGUUCGUAAAGUAACAAAACAAAUUGACAGUGUAUUGUUAUGAAAGUUUAAUAAAUUUGCAAGUAGAAUUAAGUCUUCAGAAACCUUUUGAGUUCAAUUUUUUAUUCUUUCAACUAGGAAAAGUUUUUUCUCUUUUUUUUCGAGUUAUCAAGCUUCAAAGUUUGCAAAAAAACGCAAAUUACUACAAAAAGGCGCUAUUUUUUUAUUUUUUUGUGCCGAUGACUAAUGAUUAAUUUCUCUUCAAAAAGAUAUUGUUAGAGUUCAAAAAAAUUUAUACGGUUUAAAUAAAAUAUUUAUUGUUCAAGACCGGACUCAUAAUUUUGAUAAUAACUACUCUAGUAGGUUCGAUAAGAUUUAAUCGAACAAAAGCUUGGGGAUUUCUUCUCAUCCCUUUUAUUUUUCUAUUAACUUGAAGUUACAGAAAAUCGAACAUCAACUGGACCAAUUAGAUCAAUUUGUGCCUCUUGUCAUUUUAUCCAGUUUUGAACUUUCUGUGGUCCCUUCCGAUUGUGGGUCAUUUUCACAAGGAUUCUUCUGAAAAAUUAAAAUUAAAUAAGAAAAAUUUUUGACUCCUUUUUAACGGAAUAUCUAUUGAUUUUUUUCCUUUAUUAUUGCUGUAGAAUUUUUUGGCUCGCUUUGAAAAGAGAAAAAAAUUAGAAAAAAAUUCAUCGCCAUAAUGGUUUUUCAAACGAAAAUUCAACUUUUUUUCUAGAAAAUUGGUGCUCAUUUAACCGCUUUUGCAGUAAUUGCACUUUCAUUUUUCUUCUUUUUUUCCACUAAUCGAAUUAAUUCAUCUUGUACUUAUUCAUAUUAUUCUGUUCCCUUUGAACUUCGAUCGGUGGUUCAGAAAACGUUUUUCCAGCAAAAUGGAAUGACUAAGUUUCACAUAAGUUAUUUAAUCAGAUGUUGACAAGUUCAAGUGAUGGAUUGACUUUUUUGGGUUUGACGAAUUUGAAAUAAAGUAAAAGAGAACGUAUAUUUAUUUUUGCUGCAGGUAUUAGCAAAAUUUUGAUCUUUUGAAAAUCUCUCAAGAAUGAUAAUAAUAAUAAAUUGUCAAAGUUAUGUUGAGGCCUUAAAUUUGAUCUCCUACCAUGGCUGACAGACUCGUAAGGAUUUUGCUUGACUCAAAAGUUUUUUUCAAGGAAUACAAGUAUCCUGGCGGUCCAAGACGCUUACGGUAAUCCAAAACUUCCUGGUUCAAUCCUCUUCAUGUUUUCACCAUCGAAAUAAUGCCAUUCUUUCAGUCUAGCUCUCCAAUAUUCUCAAGCUCGAAACAAAAAAAAGCUGGUCCAAUAGUUCAAAACUUGCCGUGCGUAGGCGCCAAUUCGCUUAAUCAGGGGCGUAUAAUCCAUUCUUGGCUGGUUUCCUCCCCGCUAUUCUCAUCUUUUUUUUUCCUCGGUGUCGCAAUGUUUUCCCUCAAAUAUCAUAAGCUUAAUAGUCUUUUCUUAUACUUUUCAUUUUCCUUGCCCCCCAUUGACGUCACACGCCCUUCUCUUGCGUGUUAGAUAAAUUGAAAAAAACUUUUGUGAGAAUGUGAAAAGUUUUGAGAAAGGUUGGUGGCUUUUCAAGGCUGUACUUGAGAGUUUUAAAUCAUUUCAAAGCGAGUGAGACUUCAUCUAAUUUUUUUUUUUCUAUUCUUUAAAGAAACACACUUUUUUUCUUGGUGAAAUAUUUGAGCUUAAUCGAUUUUUCCUAUGCUUUUUCUGCCGUGAAUUAUCAUAAACGACAGUUCUUCUCCUAGUAUGAUCAACUAAAGUUUGAUUUAAAACUUCCACAGAAAAAAAUUUUCAGUUCCCGUUAGGAAGAAGCUUGUAUUGCUCAUUUUACCUCAGCAUUCAAAUCUGUUUUUUUUAAUUUAAAAAAAAUUUUUCCAAUUUCAAAUUGAUUUUUAACCUAGAUUGUGAUCACUCAGACAAUAAAAGAUGGUGUCGGAUGGUUCGACGCGUAUCCCCCGACCCAAAACGACUUGCGCCCAAGUUUAUCAAGAGUUUUUUUUUUAAAACAAAAGGCUCAAUAUUAAGCCAUUCCACAUGCGGCCGCAGCGUUUCAAGCCAAAAUGAACGAAAAAAAUAAAUCUAAUUUUUGCAACUGGUUUUUCAAAAUUUCCUGCUUUUUUUCAAAUUUGAAUUAUCCAAUAGAGUUUUUCUACCAGUAGAACAAACAAAAAUUGAAUUUUGAAAGGUUCAGCAGAAAACUUCUCUAAAACUUCAUUAAUUUGUUCAGAACCAGAUAAAAUGUUGCUCAUUUUUACUCAGGAUAUUGAAUUUCAUGUUUUUAUCACUUUCUCCAUGGAAAUGCGGCUUGAAUUAUCAGAAUGCGUAGUGAAACCAUUGAAAACUCUUCGCUAGUUUCAGAAGUGAAUUUGAAGGGCAUGUGAGUCCCAAGAUCAUCAUCAUCAUCAUCAGUUAGUGUCUUGCCGCUGAUCAAUUAAUUAUCACCCAUAAAAGGCUAGAGGGAGGCGGAGUCGAGACGCGUCACUCGAGGCUCAAAAGAAGGGAAAAAAAAGACUCACAGAGUGAGCGAUGAGUGUGAGGCCGCAUAAUCUUAUAAGUCGGCCGAGGGGCCUCUAUCCGUUAUCAGUUAUCAGUUAUAUUUAUAUUAUAGCUCAUUUGCCGCCGCUUCGAACACCUCGAAAACAGCUGCGAGACCUUUUUUGUUAUUUUUAAUUUGUUUGUCACUCAUCCCUUUUAUUUGACAAGGGAGGUCAUUUCAUUUUUUGGUUGGGAUUUUCUGAAAAGUGGCCAGAAAACUCCUUGAUGUUCCAGAAAUUGAUCCUGAAAGUUUCAACUUGCACAUCUUCCUAAUUUUUGAGUAAUAAAGGCUCAAAGCCUCAAAAUGGCCUGUUUUAACGGUUUCCUUUGACUUCAUGUCCUUUCUGAAAAACUAGGACUUUUCUGGUAUAUCAAGAAGACUCCUAGCCGUUCUUCACGAAUUUUCCGACAGCAAAUUAAAAUGACCUUCCUUGUGAGGAUGCUGCAAAUCUCUUUUCCAUUAACAGCAAAAUCUCGAAAUUUCAGAAGAAAUCGGUUUUCCUCACACAAAAAGGUUCCAUCUGUGAUAUUUUGAUACAAAAUGUCGGCAAAAGGCUUUCAAAAAGAUCUUUAUCUUUCGUUUCCUAAAAGCUGUCUGAGAAAAGUUUUCAUUUUUUGCCUGUUCCUUCCAGUUAAAAGGAUUUUCAAAGCUUCGUUUUGUUUUUUUUUGUCAAUACUCUACUUUUAUAAACUUUUGAUUCACAGAGUUGAUACUUAAGAUGAGUCGAAAGUCAGUUUUUCCACGUCAAAAUUGUUAGGUUCCACUUGAUUUUCCGAUAUAUUGAGCAACUUGAAAAAACUCUGGAUUGUAAAGUUUUUGAGGAUUUUCCAUGACUCCUGGUUUUUUUCUACACACUUAAGAUUCAAAAUAUUCAUUUAAACUUGAAUUAAAUAAACAAUGGUAUAUAAAAUCUCAUGUUGAUAUUGAUAUAUGAUUAUGUAGGGUAAUCUCUAAAUUGAUACAACUUUUUUUUCUGAAUACAGCGUUCUGGAUAUUUUCAAAAUUCGAUAACUUCUUCCGGCAUUAAAAAACGGUGGAGACCGGUUUAGUGUAGUGACUUGUAAGCUUCAGUCUCUUUUUGUUUCUUUUCCGAUAUUUUUACGAUAAAUUAAGAUUCUAGUUCACUGAAUCAUGGUGUAAAAUCCGGAAUUUCUCCCAUAUUUUCUAAAAUUUGCCUUUGAAAUUGAAUUCCCCGCCAAAAACCGCGUCGCGACCGCAACGCUUCGCGUGAGAAGACCUGCCAACACUCAGUUCGACUCUCAAUCAAGGAUCUUUUAACCAUUGCGAGAUCGUUUCACAGAAAAUAUCCCAAAAGUUAUUUAUCGAGGAACUAGAAUUUUCUGGCAUAACUUUGGCUUCUGCAGAUUGACGAGAAGCCAAAAAUAAGCUGAACCUUCUAUCUUUUUGCGUGUAUAAAUUGCGUUGCCUCAUUUCCGUAAUCCUUCCAAACGGCUGGCCCUUUGAUCAAAGUGCACGAGCUUAUCUUCCCCUUAUCUCUUCCUUUCAUUUCGUUUCAACAUCGAUGGAAAAAAGCUCUUUUCCAGGUUUCAGAGCCGAUGGCGCCCACGUAGUCGUUUCCUUCUUUUAUAAAUAAGAUUUUGGAAUAUAAUAAAUAGGAAAUAUCAAAAUGCUGCUGUCGCCCGAACAGUUCUCACGACUCAGCGAAUAUGCAGCUUGUUGGUUUUUUCUUCUUUUUUUUGAAUACCCUUACGGUAAGGGCCUUACCGGAGUGUUAGUCCAGCAGGGUCACUGAAAACAGCUCUUCUCCUCGAUAUCUUCAGGAUAAUAGUCUAUGCGCCUUUAAAACCUGAUCAACGGUUUUCAGUUCUAAAAUAAACUCAGGAUUUUUUUCAUUUUUGAAAGAAAUCUAUAUCUAUUUAGAAAUCAAAAAAAUCAACGGAAUGACGCCUCUUGAAGUUUAUUUAUUCAGCUGACUUUCCUGGAUUCCCAUUCCAAACGUUCGAUUGAAUAGAAUUAACAAGAAUGGUGAAAAAAAACCAAUGACAAGCGUCAAAAAUCGAACAGAAAAUUAAAAAAUGUGAUUUACUAUAGCUUCUGACAGUCGCGGUUGUAAUGGAUUCAAUUGGGAAUUUUUGAAGAAAUUUGACAAAUGAAGAAAAUGGAAAAUAAACUAUGAAAUGGUAAAAAAAAAUAGAUUUUCCCAUUUCUUUCAGAAGUUUGCAAUGGAAAAUGAAGUAAAUAAAAACUUUAGAAUGAAAAAUUGAAAAUAGGCGCAUAAUUUCCAUUGAUGACGGCAAUUUGUUGCAGAUUCGAGCCGGAAACUGAAAGAUAUGCUCUGCGAGUUUCAGCCCGAGGGGAAGUUCUAUCAUUUCCUUUCCGAGGACACGCAGGUUUUUUUUGGGUUUUCUGUUUUCAGAAUAAGAUAAUAGUUUCAGUUCUGAAUAGUGUAACAGUGUUCGAAAAUCAUUGAAAAUAAGCAAGGACGAAUAAUAAUAACUUACUGCUCUUCUUUUUUUGGUGUUUUGCAAUAUUUUCCCUUUCUCGGUUAAGAUCUCUAAAUAUUUAGAGUUAAAUAGAUAAGAUCAAUGGAAGGCUCAAACAUUUUGAAAAAAAACGAUUUUUAUCACGGUAUGCAUGCAAGUACGCGUCACGGUGUAUACGGGCUGCGCAUUUUAAGCGACGACAGUUUCGAAAAUAAUUUUUCUUUUUUUUUAUGUCGUGUUCAAAGUAAUUUAGCGAAAUGCGAAAGCCGGGAGUGAGUGAAAAAUACGACGAAGUUUUGUGGAUUUAGAGAAAAUUUAGACUCGCGCAAAAUUACUUUGAGGACGGCAUUAUUGUUUUUUUUUUCAUUUGAACCAUUUCCAUUAAGUUCAAGAAACUUAAACAGAAAUCUGUUUUUGUACUGAUUCCCUUUUUGGUCUCUAGAUUUUUUGACCCCAUGAUUUUAAAAAAUAUUCUACUUUAUUUUUCUUGAUUUUUUCUAUACUUGCAGUUUUUCAUCGAUUUCAAUUUUUUUUAUUUAGACGAUCUGUUUCGAAGGAUUCCAAGCGUUCUUGCAAGAUUACUUCGGAGCAGAGUUACCGUCGGAUCUUAUUGAUCAACUCUUUUUCUCGUUUUCAAAACCACCGAUCAAAGGUACGUUUUCAUGGAACUACAUAUGAUUAAAGUUGAGUUGAAAUUGAUGAACUUUUUAGGAACUUUUCGUUCAUAAAAAAACACUCAAUAACUACAGGUUUUUUGAAGCAACAUGUUUUUUUUAUUUUUGUGGCGAAUUCUUUUUAACAGACUAAUUCCCCUUGACCUAAGUUUGUUUUUCCUAUAAACCAGAUAGCUAACUGAACCUAAAAAUAAGAUUAUGAAUUUUUCAAACCUCAAUCAAAGGGAUUUCGUCUCAUAAGUGGCUUACGAUUAAAAUUAUCUAGAUUAAGGGAAGACCUCCUGAUAUCUAGUUGCGUAACGGACAAAAGGGAAAUAAAUCUGGCUACCGUAGGGCGUCCUUUUCCGUCAUGACAUUUGCGCAACGGAUUUGGCCGGCUUAAAAUCUUUCCUCUUUUCUUUUUUCUUCAAGCUAUUCGAUUUCAACGAAAAAUGAUGAACAUCUGGAAGACUGGAAUAGAAUAUUGAUUUUUCGAGAAAGACGAACGAGCGUGUUCGAGGAUGCGAUCUCGACGGUCAAGGCCAAGUUCACCGAGUCUUUGUCGGGAAGACUCGAGAAGCUGUCGAUGGGACAGCACGACGUCUCGCCCGGACCUCCGCUCGAUCGGAUCCCCGAGGAUGGUGCGCAGAUUUUUGUGGAAAUCACGACUUUUCGAGAAAAAAGUUUUUCACAAUUCAUUCACGGCUCAUGAAAGGCUUAAAUUUUCGAGCCGUUCGACUAGAAAACAUUUUUCAGCUCAGGAAAUCUUAGUUCCCAGAAAAAAAAGCUUUUUCAGAAAUUUUUCUUGGCUUUUUCAGCUUCUUCAAAAAGUAUGAGGCAAGAGCAAGAAAGUGAUUGAAAAUUGAAGUUUUUGCGUUUUUCUUUUUCUCGGAUCUCGAUUACGCAAAUAGGACGCCUUGCUGGUGUUUCUAAGCAUUUCUAGUGAUCCCUUUAGCAACUUCAGCACUCUCAAAUGGCUACUGGAAAAUUCAGGGGUCCAGUUUGUGUUACAGAAGGGCCGAUUUAUUCUUGGUUAGCAAAAGAGCGCACUUUCACAGAUGAGAGUUUCUUUUAGUCUUGGCUAGCUCACAAAAGACAAAAACCUUGCUUGGAGCAAGAAAAAGUCGGUCUUUUUUAAGUGACCACUUAAGAGAGAAAAACUCUGUUUAAGUGGCCAGUUAGGACUUUCCAGGACACUUCAUUUAGAGAAAUGUUUGAGACUUGAAGUUUACUUUUUGAGAUUUUAGGAGCCCUUAUACCUUUGAAACAUGGAGAAAACUGAUUUUUUUUUCAGCCAUGAUGGUUUCGAAACCGGUCUGCAGUAGUCAGGAGCCACGGAUUCCUUUGAAACCGCUGAUUUGUACCCUUUCUCUUUUGGAAGCCGAUACACCGGAGAAUAAACUUGAAGGUUCGUUUCGAAAACUUUUUUCAUACAUAGUUUAUUUUUCUCGGCUUUUUUUGCAUAUACAGUAGUGCCGAAAAAUGGUCGAAAAUUGUCGCAUUUUUUGAUUUUCUUUUUAAAAAAUAAGUAACUUCAUCAAUCAAUCCCCAAAGGAGGUUUUUUGGCAUUCUGUAUUGAAUAGAGGACGAUAAUAUCCACUAAUCCGAUAAUUUUUGAAUUGGCGCCAAAACGUGUCGCAUACGCACUGUAGCACUCCGCCGUUGCAAGUCUAAACUAAAAGAUUAUAGAGAAGAAAGUUUGGAGUUCCAUAAAUUUGAAAACUUUUUCACUCUGUCUUUUUUUUCGCACUUUCAUUUAGAAAACAAAAGACGUGUCCUAAAGAACUGAUUUUUCAAGUUUUUACGAUUAUUUUACUCUGGAAAUGGAAACCAUCAAAAAAUCGAAGGUAAUACAAACUAUAUCAUGAUUUUCAAAAAAUGUUGAUGAUUUAGACACUAAGUGAUUCACUAUUCCAUGACAUGACUGACCAAAUCGGAUUAAAAUCCUGCAAUUUUUGUCGUUGUUCCAUUUUCCAUGAACAUCCGGAAUCACAUGUUUUAUACUAUUUGUUGAGGAAAAGGUGAAUUUUCGGCUAUUUUUAGUUUUCAAAGUGUGUUAGUUUUUUACGAGUCAAAAAUAGAUUAUUUUGAAGCGGGGUAUCAUUCAUAAAUUAUCUCAUUCCAAUUUUUUCAAUGAUCUUCAAGAGCGUUUCCCUUCUUCUACUCCAAAAAAAUGUUUUUUGUUUUUUUCCAAUUUUUUUCGAGUUUUUCUGAUAGUUUUGAAGUAAAAAAAGUCGGUUUUAGUAUGAUGUUGAUUGAUUUUUUUGGAGAAAAUAGUGCUGGUCCGAUUUAAAAAAUGUUGAAAAAAACAAGAAGGUUUUUGGGAAAAAAAUUGACAGAGAAUGCAAAGUUUUUUAGAAGUCUGUCUCAUUUUUUCUUUUGAUUUUUGGCUGUAUAUAUUUUUCCCUUGGAAAAGCUGUGAUUUUUUUCAAGUUUUGGUCAUUUUCCAGUCGUUUUCCACGUCUACGACUCGGACGCCAACGGAUUUCUGGACAAGGCCGAAAUUGACGGAAUCAUCGAGCAAAUGAUGAACGUCGCCAGGUAUCAACAGUGGGACACCAUCGAGCUGGAGCAGGUUUGACCCCUUUUUUUGAGAUUUCAAUAUAGGUUAUUUUUUUGAUUUAAAAAAAUCUUUUUUUCUCGGUUCUUUGUGAAUGCAACUUUUUUUAAUUUCGAUUUUCGCCAUUUUCCAAAUGGUUUAAGGUGAAAGAAGUUAGGAAGGUGGUGAGAAAUUUGAAAAAAAUUGAAUAAGUAAUUUACUUUUGCUGCCUUAUUCUAGCCCUGAUACUAUCAAUACUACAAAUUAUGAAAUCCAAAAAUAAAACAAAAAUACUUUAUCUGACUUUUAAAGAUUUGAGCCAUUCCAAACGCGACCACCGAAGGGAUUCGGCGUUUGUAUCUAUAGAUUUUUAGGAUCCUUAUCAUUCUUAAAAUUGAACCGUGAAGUCGAAAAAUAAGAUCGAAACCGCGUUUCGAAAUAAAUCGGAAAAGCUGAAAAUUGGUUAGCCCAAGAAGGGCCAUUCCCAACGCGACCACCGGAGAAUCCAGCUUCUUUCUGAAUUUCCAAAGGUUUUCAGGUCCUGCGACAGAUGAUGGCCGACAUUGACUACGACAACGACGGGAUCGUCUCGCUGGACGAAUGGCGUCGGGGAGGACUCACCAAUAUUCCGCUCCUCGUUCUGCUCGGCUUCGACACGGUGACUCUUUCCUUCCGCGUUGAUUGAUCGAGUGAAAAGCCCUUUGUCUUGUGUUUAAUCGGUACUUAAGCAGUUAUAGAACUCUGUUUGACCAGAAGAAGGAAUCGACUUACGGAAGCUUUAAAAAAUGACUAUGCGCACCACUUUUCCAGUUUUCCAGAAAACGUUUGAUCAACUCCAAAUAUGGGAGAUUUGAAUUAUUGCGAAUCCCCAGUUCAUUUUCAUAAAAUUUUUCUUUUUCUCCAGGAGAUGAAAGAAGACGGUUCACAUGCCUGGCGGUUGAGACAUUUCAGUAAACCGACCUACUGCAAUGCUUGCUGCAGUUUGCUCGUCGGGUGGGGUGGAAAACAGGGCCUCAGUUGCUCGCGUAAGUUUCUAAAAGUCCAAAAAGAAAAUUCGACAGAAGUUCAAACUAAUUUUUUUCUUCUCUAAUGUUAAUAUGGAACAUCUCUUGAAUUUCCCCUCAUAAAGAUUAUAUGAGUAGUUGAAAUUUAUUUUUUUUUAACGUUUCAUUCAAUUUUUGUGCUUGUGUUCCUUUCAUGAAAGAGUAACAGAAUUUUUUUCAGUAUGAACGGCUUUUUUUUUGAGAGCUCACUUUGAGGGUUUGAAAAAUCUAAAAACUACCAGAAAACGAGUACUUUAUUAAGCUUUUCUUGGCUCCUUCAAAGCCCUUCAAUAGAUCGAAACCCUUUGAAUUGACUUUUUUUUCAUUCAGUAGUAGACCAAAUAAAUUAUAAUUUACUUGGUGGAGCUCCCGUUUUGAAAAACUUGUAUAGCGAGUUUUUUUCACCCUUGUUAAAAUUCACAAACGUGAAAAGUUGAAUAAGGCCCUCGAAAAAUGUUAAGUUUAACUUGAGAUGUUUUUUAAGAACUAUGUUGAUUAUAGAAUACUUAAUGGUUGAGCCUUCGAAUUAACAGCUAUUUCUAAGAAAGCUGAGAAACGUUGGCUAUCUUGUCUUGAUUUGCUUUAUAAAAAUCAGUUUUUGAGAAGAAAAGUUGAUAAUGUGGUGGUAUUCGAGUGAAAUUUAUUUCUGGGAUGUCGGAGGAGCCUCGAAAAGUUCUUUGAAUAUUCUUACGGGAUAUUGAGCCCGUUUCUUUCCCUUUUGUCAAUCUAUUCUCAUGUUGGCCAGUAGCACCCGUGGAUGCUACCGUCGUUCACAUAUUUCACCCCAGCCGGACACCCGAAACGCCAUUCUAGAGCCCGAUCAAUUCCAGCGGAUCUAUAGCUGAUUCACGGCUGGCUUGAGCCAUCGAAAAAGGGGUCCUGACACGAUAAUGCGUGAGAUAGUGCCUGGCUCGUGGAGAGCGCAGACAGGCCACGCCCCUUAACGUCCCAAGCUAGCCGUAAAUCAGCUAUACGCAAACGCCCAACUUGUGCACCGAACCCCCGUUCAAGUCCCGUGGAUCACCCGAAACGUUAAAAAAAACAUCGGGUGGUUGCACCCGUUUUGAAAAGUUAUGAUGUAUUAUCCCGACGGUUUUUUAUGUCAAGUGCAAUGACGUCAUUCAAAAACACUCUGUGGAUGGCUCGCUCUCUGAUUGGUUUAUCGCACCAUUAGGGGCGGAGCUUGAGCGACGACUUGAAAUUCAAAAUCUGAACAGACUAUACUGGCCAAAGUUAGAGUAGGAGAUCAAACUUCAAAAGUCCUUAUAAAAACUUGCCUAGAAAAAAGAUUUUCCAGUUUGCAAGUACACUGUACAUGAGAGAUGUGUACGGUCAGCGGCGAAUAAUUGCAUCCGAACUUUUUCGAGUCGACAACAAGGUUUUCUGACCCUUAAAAUGAUAUUGUUCUUAUUUCGAUUCAGACAAGCUCUAUCAUCACUGGCAAGACGCGAACACGACGUCGAAGUGCGUGAAAUGUCGCGCCACAGUUGGCGCUUUCCAAGGGAAACGCUGUCGUUGGUGUCACAAUUAUGUAUGUUUGAGAAAAAAAUGAAGAUACUCCGUUUUUUGCGAUUUGAAACUUUUUUUUUUCUCUGCACCCUUCGUCUUUCAGCGACCCUUUUCUUUUUACGUGCUGUUUUCUUGUUCCUCUGACCUCGCCGGUGAGAGAACAGAGACGCAGAAACUCAAAAAGUUUCAAGUUGCGGCGAAAGGACUAUAAGAAACAUGAAUGAAAAUUUCAAACAGGUUUUAAAAAAAUAACUUGCAAACUAAGUAGACGCUUUUUAAAGCCCCCUUAAGUUAACCCUAAAGAAAUCCAAGUAGCCGCUUUAAAAAGUAUUAUUCUUGUGCCUACUGAAAGUCUCAGUAGGCACAGAAAUCGCGUAAAUUUUCAAGUUACACCUUUUUGAACGCUUGUUUUUGAGUUUCAACCGAAUUCCUUCAGGUUCACCACCGCUGUAUGUCUUUUUUGCCACAAGAGUGUGAUUUGGGUACACUGGCCUAUCAUAUUCUUCCGCCGACUCACAUUUUCCCGGCCUUUCUCGAACGAAAAUCCUCGUCGUCUUUUAGAAAUAAUCAUCCGGGCAGUGGGACGAGUUUGUUGCAGGUUAGUCAGAAAAGGAGUGAAUAAAUAUUGAAAAUGAGCUCAUUUGGAAUUAAAAAAUUAAAUUUAAUUUAAAGUCGUACUUAUCGGGCUCCCCUUCACUCAAAGUCUUCCUCUUGAAAUAUUCUGUAUUUUUUUGUUUGAGUGAAAUAAAUAAAUAAAUACAUAAAUACUUUUUCCUAGGCCUUAUCACCCGGUCAAUCUGUCAGGCCUCUUCUGGUCCUCGUCAAUCCGAAAAGUGGCGGAAAACAAGGCAUCAAGAUUCUUCAGAAGUUCGAGUACCUUUUGAACCCUCGACAAGUCUACGACCUCUGCAAAACUGGACCUGAGCCGGGGUGAAUCGAUUUUUCAUUUUAAUCAAGUGAAAUAUCAGCUAUUGUAAAAUCACCCAACUCAUCAUUUUCAUUGGAAAUGUUUUAUGUCAAUAUUUCUUUUUGAGAAAUUUUGUUUCGGAAGGAAAGAGGAGAAGAGCCAUUGCAGGGUUUUUUUCAUGGGAAGAUUCUGCUCCUUCGAGUAGAUCAAAUGAAGUUCUCAAAAAAAGCAUCAGUAGAAAUCAAAUUAUCAGUUUCUGAGUAUUUUUUGGAUUUUUUUUUCCAGCCUUCAACUUUUUGCGAGUUUACCCAAUAGCAACGUGUUGGUUUGUGGAGGCGAUGGAACUAUCGGCUGGGUUUUGGAGUCGAUGGGUUCGUUUCGAAAUAGAUGAACUGGGUAGAAAUUGAACUAUUUUUAAAGAUAAAAUGACAUUCCCACACGGGCGGCCGCCAGUGGCUGUACUUCCAUUAGGAACCGGCAACGACUUGGCGAGGUAGGUCUUUAGAAAUUUGGAGGAAAAUCGUUGAGUUAAGAAGUGAGAUUGUUGUAAAGAUCAUUCUUUUUUGAUUGAAAAAAUUUUAAUUACGGUCUUGAAACGAUUUUAAGAGUAAUGGGCGAAAAAAAGAGUUAUUUAUAGACGUCUCUGUAGUAUUCUCUAUCCCAAAAAUGGGUUGUGGCUUUUCUGAUUUUUCUAUUUUUGGGAGUUUUCAUUUUUCAAAAAGUCUCUUUCAAAGUAUGGCUAGAAAACUGCAAACAAAAUUUUUUACUAGCCCUUUAAAAAAAGUUCGAGACUCUGUUUUUUUUUAAUUGAUUUUCUUGUCGAAAACAUCGACCAAAUGCCGAAGAAAGGGUUUACAUUGUCAUUUGAAAAUUUUCAGCUUAAAAUGCGAAAUUCAGAUGCCUAAGAUGGGGCGGUGGAUAUGAGAACGAAAGUCUGUACAAAAUCCUCCAGCAAAUCGAAAAAGCUACUUUGGUAAAAAAAAAAAACUCAUUAUGUUCCAAAUAAGGAGGUUCAGAUCGAAAUGGACCGGUGGCAGAUCAAAAUCGAGCCUUCGGAGUCGAAAAGUGGACGGAAAAGCGAAAAAGGCGACCCGCCUCCCUAUAACAUCAUCAAUAACUAUUUUUCGAUUGGGGUGGUAGGUUUUCGAAAAAGUCGAUUUUUCCUUGAAUUUCUUGCGUUUUCAUAGAAUAGCUGGUAACCCAAUUAUAAAGUUCAAAAAUUAAUCUAACCAGGACGCUUCGAUUGCUCAUCGUUUCCACGUGAUGCGAGAAAAGUUCCCCGAAAAGUUCAACAGCCGAAUGCGGAACAAACUGUGGUACUUCGAAUUGGGGACCAGCGAGACCUUGUCCAGCUCUUGUAAGAACCUCCACGAGCAGAUUGACAUCUUGGUCAGUUGGAUGGAAAGGGUUGUGAAUUUAAUCACUUUGUGGUGAGAAAAGUCACCAAGUUUUUAUUUUAUUUUUUUAGAAGUUGGACCUCCAACAAGCUCAAGAUUCGUCUUUAUCCUUGUUUUUUCAGUAUCUUUUUUUUUUCCUUGAAAUGGCUUUUGAAAACUGGCUUCCAGAAUAUAAAUGAGAACUCAGAUUAUAGAUCAGUUAAAAAUAAUGGGACUACUCGUUUCCUUUCUAAAAUGUUCGUCCAAAAACUGGCCAUCAAGUACUAAUGCUUGUCUUGCAAUUAUUAUGGUAAACUUUGAAGUGGAGGUAUCAGGAAGUCCAAGCGGAGCCAAAUUUCAACUCAGUCAUAUAGUUUUUUUUGCUUGUACACCUUAUCCGAAUGCAACUGCGGAAAAAACCACAACGCAUGGUUUCUCAAAAAUUAAUGAAUUUUUUCCUUUUUUGAAGACUUCAAGACCCAUCUAAUAACUUUUUGGAGCGUUUUCCAGAUUUUCUUUUCAAAUUUUGGGCGCAUAUUUUCAUUCAGUGAUCUCUGAAGCUUCUAGGUUGUAACCUUUGGGAGUUUUUUUUUCAAAAUUUCAUUCCAAGGUUUUAAAAAUCGUGAUAGUCCGAAAUAUUCACGCUUCAGACUACAACUGUAUAGUGAAAGAAUAUUUGAACAAACGAGAUUCUGUUUGCCCAGACAAGCGUUUUCUGAUCAUCAUUGCUUUCGCGAAAAAAAAUAUCAUUCUUAUAAUAAAUUUAGAACUACAACGACUUACAGAAAAUUUGAAAUCAGUCCAUUUGAAACAUUUUAAUUUUAUUCUUUUUCGAGUUUCCGCCAAAAAUAAGCCUUCAAGGGCCUUGAGGUUGCCCCUAUAGGGACCAUUCUGGAGUCCCUAAGAUUAUCAUUUUUUCAUACAUUCCUGAAAAGACUUUUUGAAAUAAAUUUUUUGAGGAUCAGUUGAGAUUUUCUUUCAGUGCGACGGCGAGUCGAUCGAUCUUGGCCAAGACGCUUCCUUGGAAGGAAUCGCCUUGUUGAAUAUCCAUUCGAUCUACGGCGGCUCGAAUUUGUGGGGCCGGAGUCGGAAAGGAAAACCGAGGAUGCCGACUUUGUUUCAUUCGACGCCUUCUGAAAAAGUUCUAACUCAAUAAUUUGUUAAAUUUUUGGAGAAAAUGACGUUUUAGAGGCUGCAGGCGCAGUUGCAGAAUCGUGUUCAGGACAUUGGCGACGGCCUUAUUGAGGUGCUUUUUUGAGAAAUUUUCAGGUCUUAGAGAAGAAAGAAUUGAUUGAAUGAUUAAAUUUUAAGCAUUUUUGCCCUAGUAAACUCCAUAAUUUUGAGAGAAAAAAGUGGCUACUCAGACGCAAAGAAUUGGCUUCUAUAGAGGUGGUUUUAAUGGCCACUUCGGGGUCCUCUCCAAGUGGUCCUUGAGAAAUCUUUCAAGUUGCCGCUAAAGCUCUUUCCAGUCUUUAUAAACUGGAGAGAGUUAUGCUCAAAACCCUCAAGGGACCUUGAAGAUAUUCAUCUAGAACCGCUUUACCUCCCCCUCUAGGGACCACUCAGGCGUUCCUCAGUAAGUGAGCUUCAGUAAAGCUUAGAAAAUGAUUUUUAGUAGGGUUUAUCAGAACUUGGUUUCGCCCGAGCGCACUUGAUAAGCUCAAAAAGCAAAAAAAUAAAAAAGGUAAAAUCCGAAUAUUCUAGCUUGUCGGCCUGGAAUCGGCAAUCCAAAUGGGUCAAAUCAAAGCGGGUGUCCGGGGCGCCAGGAGGCUUUCCCAAUGUUCGACUGUUGUUAUACAGUUUGUCCUUAUCCUUGUCAUUUUGCGGUAUUACCCAUGUUUAGAACUCAUAAAUCGUUCCCGAUGCAAAUCGACGGCGAACCCUGGAUGCAACCGCCGUGCAUCAUCCAAAUAACCAACAAAAAUCAAGUCAAGAUGCUUGUUGGUGGGUUUUUUAUAUCGAAUAGUAAAAUGGUCUCGGAAUAGUUAAUUUUCCAAAGAAAAAAUUGAGAAAGAAAGAAUGAAGGAAAAGUUUAUUUUCGAGUAUUUCAGCCCCCCGAAAGCGAAGCUCCUGGUCACUACUCAAACGGCAGUCAACUGCGGAAGAUAAUUAAUAUUUGGAAAAUAAAGGGAUAAGAUUCAAAAUCUCAACUUUAUACAAGAUCUCCCAUCAUUUCGACUUAUUGUUUGUAUUGUGAUGAUUGAAAAAUAAAAGAUUUCUAUGGUUUUUUUCAACUCUGCAAAGAAGUUUCAUGAAAGUUCUCAGUGAUCAAGGCCUUUUUCAUAAGGGCUAUAUUUUUUUAAAAUUAUGAAAAAAAGUGUCUUAUUUAUACAUUAAUUUACCAUUGGAGCUUGAUUUGAAACAAAAAAAACAACGAAAUUCGCAUCGGUACCAAAAAUUAGCCUUGGCUUCUCAAGAAAGAUAGUUUUUUUAGCGAGUUUUUUUGAUUUCUUUCUUUUUUUAUCAUCAUUCGAAAUAAAUAAGAUAUAUUGGAAUUUUUUUAUAACUUCUUAAUAUUUCGAUAAAGAGAUGUUUCUACAAGAAUUACAGCCGCUAUUUCCAUUUUUCUGAGUGCGUCGCCAUGGAAACGAAGCCCGUCGUCGUCUUCACCAGGUUUGGCCUUUUUUUCUUUGUUUUCACAAUUUUUUUAUUUUUUUAUUAUUAUUGUCAGAUCAUGAUGACUGGUAUCAUUAUUGAAAUUUGUUAAAAAAAUUGAAUUGAAUUUGCAAGAAAAAAAUGAUUUAAUCGAGGCAAAAUUUCGUUCUUCCUGAGAAAAAUCGUCUUUCAGUGAACCAGUGGAACUCAGAGUUGAAUCACAAUUAAAUUAUAAUCAUUUUUAUUUGGAAGAUUGUUCAAUAAAAUUUAUCUGCAUGAUGUUUUUUUAGAAAAUCGCGAGAAACUGCUAUAUAUAUAUAUUUACGAGUUUCGAAUAAAAAGUUCAAUAUUCUCUGGUAAAUCUUUGUUUUUCUAUAAAUUUUUUUGUUUUUAAGAAGCAUUGUUUUUCUAAUAAACCUUCAAGCAAUUUGCUGUUAUCGAUAAAGUUUCCAAGUUUUAGACAUUUUUUUUGAACUUUUUCUUUAAAAAAUCUCAAAACUAAUGCCGUGUUUAAAGUAAAUUUGCCAAUUUCAAAAUUAUCUCUGAAUAUCCAAAAUAUAGUUAUCUUUUUCACUCUCUGAUCGCUUAGAACUUCUCGAAAUAAUUUUUGAACACGAUAUAAAUUUUUCUACCGAUAUAUUUCCCUAGAAAUGACGGCAAAUGGAAACGGAGACAUGAACCACAUCGAAGAUCCUUCUGAAGACGUCGAGAUUCUUGGUCCGCCUGAACCGAUCGACAUUCCCAGCGAAAAUGAGCAUCAUAGCGGUCCAGAGGUUUUUUUUUUGAAUUUGUGAAAAGUUGCGCAUUAUUUCAUUGAACAUUCUGAAUUCUCCAUAUUUCAGACGCCGAAAGACGUCGCUCCAUCGCCGUUUCCGGACCCGAACUCGACGAGAAUCGAUCUUUUGGACUGCAACGCCAACAAUGGCUUCAUCUACCAACUGUACAUCCAGGGAGAUUUCCUCGAGUGCAAGGCUUUGAUCGGAGUUGGUCCAACUAAUUUGUUUAGUUGACUUGAGACAAAAAUCGGACGUUUUUCGAAAAACAAAAGAUGAUUUUUUUAAGCCAUAUAAAAAUGGAAAAUUAUUUUCCGCCGAUUCAAUAGAGAAGGUCUGAAAAGCGGAAUAAAAAUAUUGAUUUUGACCUUUUCUCAUGUAAUUAGAAGGUUUAGACAGGAAAGAACAGAUUUUCGUAAAAAAAAAACCAGUUAGAGUCAUUUUCAAGUUUCAGGAAAAUCGAAAUUUUGAAGUUUUUGCGGUUUUCUAGUGUAGAGAAGUAUCAGGCGACCAUUAAAUAAAUUUUUUAGUUGCAGGUACAAAAUUUUACGUUCUGUAAAUGCUUAUUUUUUUUUAAUUCUCUAAAAAAUCCCACAAAUCUCAUCAUUUUUGCUUACUAUUUUGCUGAUACUGUCUCAAAUCGACUGUAAAAAAGUUUAAAACAUGAAAAAAAAAAUGCAAAAAAGCGAUUUCAAGGAAACACAAGCGAAAUUCGACGGGAAAUGCGAGUACGCGAUGAACAUCCGCGGAUGCAUUGCGCGAGAAGAAGGCCAACUGAUGGACGCCUUGGAAUGGUUCGAGAAGGCGUUUGCCGCUUCUGGAAGGAAUUAUAAGUAUGCAUUUCGAGGAACCGAAUUUCGUAAAAUAGAACUCGGCUCUGAAAUUCGUCCUGUGGUUUCACAAUUAGCAUAAAUUUAUGAUUCGGGAGAACUUUGAGAAAUAAAUUUUUUUUUCAUAAUUUUUUCUGUUAAACUUUGAGCAGAACUCACAUAGUUCGUUAUCACUUUUAUCAUCUUAUCGACACGAAAUAUUAAACUUACUAAGUUUUUUUCGAAAUCGUUUUUUUGAAAGAUUCUCGGGAAAAUUGUAUUCAUUUAUUGUUAUAGAUGAACCUUUUCUAGAAAAAAAUUCCAUUAAAAGGCGCUAGAAAAUUUUUUUAAAAGCACCCAAAUCUAUUAAACUUUCGUUACAUCGUCUCAAACCCAAAUAAUACACUAGAAACUUCGAAAACAUUGUUGGAAUUUCAUCCUUUCUUCAUUGAACUCGGAAAUCUCAGGUACUACAUAGAGCUUGGCCGAGUAAAUGUGCUCCUUGGAAGACAUGCAGUCGCUGUGGAACAGUUGGAACUGGCGGCCCAGAAUUGUCCCGAAAAUCCGGUAUGAGAGAGAAAAAAUUCAGAUAUUAUGACAUUGACAAAAUGAAAAAAAGGAACACAAGAUUAAAAUUUGACCGAAAUUCAAGCAGUUUUGAGAUAAAAUUCAUUAAAAAUUACACAGGUGAGACGAGAAAAAAUCAUCUUGUAUGAUGACUUGAAUUAAAUUAAGAACAGCAUGAAGAAUUAAAAAAAGUUUUUAUGAAAUUACUGUCAAUUUUUUUUUUCAAAAAUUGAAUGACGUCACUAUUAGAUGACGCUAUGACGUCAUAAGAAAUUUUCCUGAAAUUAAUAGCCUUUAAGAACAUUUUCAUUGCUGUCAAUAUCUCCUUUAAAAAGAUCCAAAAAUCUUUCUUGUAAUGAUUUCUUGUUGAUGACGUCAUUUUUAUUCUAAAAGUUACAGUAGAGAUGUCUGAACUUUACAUUUUGUCCAGUCUUUCGUUAAUUCUUUCCUGAAAUCUUUCUCAUUUUUUCCUCAACCCAGCGAUGAAUCUACUACAAAUUUCCAGAAAGUCUUCUUUUGGUUGGCCAGAGCCCUAUGCGGCCUCGAGAUCAAAUCGAAGGACUUCAACCCCAAAGAAAAGGCCCGAGAUCUUCUCAUGAAGUCUAUCUACUCAAUUCAUCCGAACUUGUCAAUUUUCGAAGCUUAGGAGCCCCUUGAUCGGUACCGAUCCACUGUUGCUGAAGUAUCUGGCAGAAGUUCUGGAAGAAUUGAAUGAUUUUCCCGCUGCCGUUGCCGCUUAUAAGGGCGUUCUGGAGGUGAGAAAUCGGUUUGCGACCACAAUAAGUCCGUAAAGGGCUGAGCUUUUCUGCACUUUCCUCGUCUCUCGGCAACUCUCUUAUUUUGACGGGCUAUUUUUUAUGUAUCUCUGACCUUGCUGGAAGAGAACAAAGAGACGCAGAAACUCGAAAAAAAGUCAAGUCGAGACAAACGGACUAUUUUCCCCAAGUUGUUCAUUUUUUGAAUAGUUUGUUCUAAUUUUUUAUAAUUAUCACUGAUUCAAUAUGGAACAUUCCGUCAAAAUGCGUACAGUUGCAAGAUCUGGGCAUUCAUAGUUUCUUCAUUGAGCGUUUAAGACUUAAAUUUUCCUCAAACUCUUCCCAUUUUCCUGUAGAAGUAACUAUGAGAUGAUUAAAAAAAGGAUAGAUAUAAUAUGCCGGUUGAAGCUUUGAAAAAUCUCAAAAUAAAAUUUAGUCAAUAAAUUAUAUAAUUUUCCCGUUUGGACGAUCAGUAUGGGUAAUUCAAACAUUCAUUUAUUCAGAUAUCAAAAAAAAAAAAAAGGCUUUUUAUGAAUCAUCGUAGCUGAUUAUAAAAAUAUUGUUUUCAUCAUGAAACAAAUUAGAACCGUCCGAACUUUCCAGAUAGUCUUGAAAAUGUCCGGAAAUUCAGCUUCAACCGGAGAACAUCGACGUGAUGGUGAAGUUGGGCCUGUUGCACUUGAGAGCCGGCGACGAAGAUCCGGCUUUCGCCAUCUUGGGACAGUGUUUGGCCUUCGAUCCGACCAAUGCGGAAGUUCGUGUGGUUGAUAUGAUGUAUAGGCUAAGAUUCGUUAAAGAGACUGCUCGCGUUUGAGUUUGUGUAAUCCACAAUUAUUCUCGUUAUCUUUCUGGAUUCACUAUAGCCGAUCCACGGCUGACUCGUGCCUUUCUAAAACGAGAAGGGAAAUGAAUCUCCUACUGAGUAAAGUUGCAAAUUUCAAUUUUGCAGGCGAUUCUGGCCCUCGGAUCAAUAAUGCAAGUCCAUGGAGAUCAUGACGUCGCUCUCAACAAAUACAGGUCUCGAUUUGUUGAAAAAUACCUGGAUAGGAAGUUUGAAAUAGUCUUCGUUUGUUUGAGAGUCUCCGAUACGUUAUCCAAUUCGAAUUGAUUUUUUUUUUGUUUAAACGAACUUUGAAAGAUUGGAAAAACGGGAAGUUAACGUAUACUAAUCUUUUUUUGGCGAGCAUCGCUGAUCCCGGUCAAAGAUCUGCUUUAGGCGAUUCCAGGUGGGAAUACUCAAGAAAAGGAGAAUUUUGUGCUAAGAAGUUGGAAAUUUCUUGAAAACUGGCCGGAACAGUCAUUUAUGUACCAUAAAAAGAUCCUGAAAGUUUCAACCUGUUAAAAUUCAUAUAUAUAUUUUUUUUAUUGGGAGCUUAAAAUCUCAAAAUAGCCUUGUCAAAGGGAUUUUUCAGUUAAAUAUUGGAAAAUUCUGUUUGGCUUCCUCGGAAGGCCAGAACCUUUCCUACAAGCGGACUUCCAGAUAGUUUCCUAAGGCCUUCUACUCAGAAAAAAGUUGCCAGAAGCAUUCCAGCAGGCUUCUGGAACCUUCCAAUCACCUUCCAACUCCCUUUUCAAGACCUUCUAGCUUUCAUUCGCCUUCCAACCUCCUGCUGGUUACCUCCUUGAAAUUACCCAGGAAUCGCCUGACUAGGGAACUACUCGGACUCGGGUUUCGAGUUGAAACUUUAGUGGUUUAUAGACCCAAGUUAGAGAACUUGAAAACAAGAGAGAAUAUCUGCAAAAUGUUCAUUUUCAAAAAGCUUUUUUUCAGAAGCCUUUGGGGUUUAGCAGAUAUUCUCUCUUGUUUCCAAGUACUCUUACCCUGGUCUAUGAGCCACCAAAGUUUCAACUCGAAACGCGUACCCGAGCCCGAGUAGUUCCCUAGUGAGGUCGGAGAUUUUCUCAGACUUUGAGGUGUUCUUUCUCAAAAACUAGGAACUUUCGCAGGUUGAGACUUUCAGAAGUUCCAUCCGGAACACCAAGAAAUCUUCUGGUCAGUUUCCGGAUAACUCCCAAGGUGAAAUGAUUUGAGGUUACCGAGAGAGAGCCGGUUAAAAAUGUAGGGGAAACACCUGGAAAUGGCUUUUCUUAACAAAUUCAGUUAUUUAAUACUCAUACCUGGGAUCACCAGCAACAAGAGGUGCGAUUUCCACCUCAAAAACUUCCAUCUCCAGAAGAAAAGGAUGAACUUCAGAGUGGCCGCCUCGGUUUGCGACUACAACGGCUGUUUGUGGAACAAUAUCGGAGUUGGGAUGCUGGCUCGGGACAAAUUGGCGGCGGCGCAUUCUUCCCUCAAAAAAGCCGCCUAUAUCAUGCCGCUGGACUAUAAGUUUGUGAUUGGCGAUUUCAGAAACCCUUGAAAUUGAAUUUUGGUAUCGGAAGGCAGAGAUUUUAAAAAAUUUCGCUAAAAAAAAAUCACAAAUCAAUCGUGAAAAACUCGAGUGGCCACUUAAGAGGAUUCUUUAGGAAGACUUAGGGAAGAGACUAAAGUGGUCACUAACUUUGCUACUCUAGUGGUCAAUGUAACGUUGAGAUCCUAAAAAGCUUUGUAAAAAAUUUUCCCAGAAUCUCUAAAGAAAAAAAAUUUCAUUUGAGUAAUCACUUAGCUUUGCGUAGUGGUCACUUUAGAAACUACUUCCGCGAUUGGAGCUUUCCGUCUAAUUCUCUCGAUUUUUCACACUGUUUCGCUUGUCUUUGUAGAGCCAUUUUAUUGAAAAGUUGACUGAUCCUCUUUUUCUGACAAAUUGGAAUAUGAAUAUGGAAAAAAUUCUCAUGAUUUGUUUUUUCAGAAUCAACUUCAACUUGGGCGUUCUCCACGAGUCGAUGGGAUUGAACUGCUCGGCUCUGUUUUUUCUCAAAAAAGCGGCCGAUUUGAAAAGAGACGAUCCGAAACUGAUCGGAGCGAUGGCUGGUGAGAUUUGA
This is a messenger RNA of Caenorhabditis auriculariae, 22845 nucleotides long. NCBI's taxonomy places the organism in Eukaryota, Metazoa, Nematoda, Chromadorea, Rhabditida, Rhabditidae. The record is from the annotation of a GenBank genome assembly.